This is a messenger RNA of Cucumis sativus (cucumber), 351 nucleotides long. RefSeq names its product protein RALF-like 4. The transcript has a single exon. Lineage: Eukaryota; Viridiplantae; Streptophyta; Magnoliopsida; Cucurbitales; Cucurbitaceae. The record is from RefSeq and is a predicted model, not a curated record. Bases 1 to 351 code for a protein of 116 amino acids.
AUGAAGCUCGGUCUCUGUCUCCUCCUACUCGUAGCUGCCAUCGCCAUCACUCUUCCUGUUGCCUUAUGUGAUUGGACUCGUGCCUAUGGUAACCCCGACUACGCCUUUUGGGGCACGGCUGAACCGGCGACGAUAAAUGAUGUUGAUGACAGCAGACGACUACUUUUCCAAUAUGGAUUUGCUUACAAAUAUCCAAAGAAUAAGUAUUUGGGUUAUGAUGCACUUAGGAAGAACAACUCCCCUUGCCGUCAUCGUGGACACUCUUAUUAUGACUGUACGAAGCGCCGAAAGGCCAACCCUUAUCGUCGUGGGUGCAUCGCUAUCACUGGUUGUGCUCGAUUCACGGAUUAA